Oreochromis aureus is the source of this 1065-nucleotide messenger RNA. Its product is annotated as perforin-1-like. The transcript has 6 exons. Lineage: Eukaryota; Metazoa; Chordata; Actinopteri; Cichliformes; Cichlidae. The coding region runs from base 1 to 1065 and encodes 354 amino acids. The record is from RefSeq and is a predicted model, not a curated record.
AUGCUGUCUUAUUCAACCCCACCUCCUCUCUACCUGAGCCUCGUUCUCUUUCUGUCCUGCAACUCCCCUGUUCUUUCCUGUCAGAUUGGAAACUACAGCCAGUGCAAGGCUGCUCCUUUUGUACCAGGUCACAACCUGGUGGGGGAGGGAUUUGAUGUGGUCACUCUGCGACGAAAGGGAGCCUAUAUGAUUGAUGUGAAUACCUACUUCACCCCAAGUGAAACAUGUACUCUCUGCUCCAACCCGCUUCAAGGCAACGUGCUGCAAAAACUGCCAGUCUCUGCAGUGGACUGGCGUGCAUUCAGCCGAUGCAGUGCCGAUAUUUACAGCAGCAUCCACUCCACUGUUAGGGCCGCAGAGGACCGCCACACCUUCAGCACACACAGGGUCACCUGCAACCAUUACAGUUACCGAGUAUCAAACAGUCCGUCUCUCAGCUCUGAGUUCAGUAAGGAUUUAGCCAAGCUACCACAUUUCUACAACAGCUCCACCAGAGCUCAGUACAGUGAGCUUAUACACACCUACGGCACACACUACAUCCGCCAGGUUCACCUUGGUGGUCGACUGAGGCGAGUCACAGCUGCACGAACCUGUCUGUCCUCACUGAAUGGACUCUCCUCAAAUGAGGUCUACUCCUGUUUAUCGCUGGGUUUCUCUGUCGGCUUGGGAAAAUUCAAAUUAUCCAGUAACAGACAGUCUUGCAACAAGGUCCUACAAAACCAGGGUCUCUCGUUUAUGUACAGCACUGGUCUCCACCAACACUACACAGAGGUGGUAGGAGGCAAUGGUUGGUUGGGAGAGUUUGCACUCACCCAGAAUGACUCCCUCGGCUUUCUAACUUGGCUGAGCACCCUGAAGGAUCACCCAGAUGUUGUUUCCUACUCCCUUCGGCCAAUCUAUAGCCUGAUGACAAAUGGCACGCAAAAGGCAGGGAUGAAAGCUGCCAUAGAGGAGUACUUGGAAGAUAACGCUGUGAGAACGUCGCCCAAUGAGCCAAACUGUGGGUGGCGCAUUCCUAAUCUGGCUUCCAACUGCUGUCCUCUGCAAGCCUGGAGGGGACGCUAA